Callorhinchus milii (elephant shark) is the source of this 2269-nucleotide messenger RNA. Its product is annotated as eomesodermin homolog. The transcript has 5 exons. Gene Ontology annotation, molecular function: DNA-binding transcription factor activity, RNA polymerase II-specific; RNA polymerase II cis-regulatory region sequence-specific DNA binding. Gene Ontology annotation, biological process: endodermal cell fate specification; positive regulation of DNA-templated transcription; regulation of transcription by RNA polymerase II. Gene Ontology annotation, cellular component: nucleus. The record is from RefSeq and is a predicted model, not a curated record. Lineage: Eukaryota; Metazoa; Chordata; Chondrichthyes; Chimaeriformes; Callorhinchidae. Bases 174 to 1397 code for a protein of 407 amino acids.
GGGUUGUUUUGUCGAUUCCUUCCUCGAAACCCUCAUUAGUUUAGAGUUCACUUCGCCCCCAAUAAACGGUACCUGCGGCCGAAUUGAGAGAGUUCAGGUUUCAAGAGUGGUGAUGGUUUAUUUGCUUCUGAAAUCUGGCACAACGCCUCUGCUUUUGUUUAUGUUGCAGACGCAUGUUCCCCUUCCUGAGUUUCAAUAUCUCGGCUUUGAAUCCAACCACCCAUUACAAUGUUUUUGUGGAGGUCGUGUUGUCUGAUCCGAAUCACUGGCGAUUUCAGGGAGGAAAGUGGGUGACGUGUGGGAAAGCUGACAAUAACAUACAAGGUAACAGAACUUAUGUCCACCCCGAGUCCCCAAACACAGGAGCUCACUGGAUGAGGCAGGAGAUCUCCUUUGGGAAAUUGAAAUUAACUAACAACAAGGGCGCAACCAACAACAGCACUCAGAUGGUGGUGUUGCAAUCUUUGCAUAAAUAUCAACCACGACUGCAUAUAGUGGAGGUGAGUGAAGAUGGUGUGGAAGAUGCAAGUGAUUCUUCAAAAACUCAGAUCUUCACCUUUGUGGAGACACAGUUCAUUGCAGUGACAGCCUACCAGAACACAGAUAUCACACAGCUUAAAAUUGAUCAUAAUCCAUUUGCCAAGGGUUUCAGGGACAACUAUGAUUCUAUGUUCACUGCUCCAGAAAACGACCGACUGACCCCUUCACCCACAGACUCGCCCCGAUCGCACCAGAUAGUGCCUGGAGCCCGUUAUGCUGUCCAACCUUUCUUCCAGGAUCAGUUCAUCAACAAUUUACCAUCUACCCGGUUCUACAAUGGCGAGAGAGCAGUGCCCCAAACCAGUGGUAUCCUGUCCCCUCAGCAGACCGAUGAAUCUGGUAACCCUCCACAGAGGUGGUUUGUCACCUCUGUCCAACAGUCUGGGACUAACAGGUUGGACUUUACCUCUUAUGAUGCAGAUUAUCCCACCAACGCCUUGCUGCCCUACAGUCUCAAGCCUAUACCCAUCCAGUCACCUCAUUCUCUGAGCUAUUACCCCGACCCUACAUUUGGCUGGGGCUCUAGGAGUUCCCAAUACCAGAGGAAAAUGAGCUCAGGGCUGGCAUGGUCCUCCAGACCAAGCCCGCCAACUUUCCCUGAAGACCAAUUGUUGGUCACUGAGGAAAAGUCGAGGGAAGAAGUCAACUCGCUCUGGAUCGAGACCCCUCCAUCCAUCAAAUCAAUGGACUCUGAUUCUGGACUUUAUGAAAACUCAUGCAAGAGAAGAAGGGUCUCACCAGGCAACUCCAGCACUGAAGGCUCCCCCACCAUUAAAUGUGAAACUAUAAGCUCCAAAGAGUAUUGUAAGGACGGUGCAAAAGCCAUGGGCUAUUAUACUUUCUACACUAGCCCUUAACGUGUUUGUAUGGAGAAUGUGUGUAUAGAUAGCCAACCCAUUCACCAAAUGUCGAGGUGGUCUUACCAGUGCCAAAAAGACCUUUCACCUAAAGAACUGGUCUUGUACAGUCUACUUGUGCAAUCAAAUUUUAAGAAGGUGCCAAAGCUUUCUGAUGCUGUAAGCAACAAAACGAACAGAUUUUUAGCCAAGUUUGACCUUAAGUGUGACAAUGAUAGUAUUAAUUUUAGAAGGAAUUUCUUGCAAGGGGGAGGGGGGAAGCUUAAGAAUUUUACCAUUUGUGGUUUUAUUUAUUUGACGAUACUAUGAUGUACAGUUCCUGUUCUGUAUAGUGUACUGUAGAAUAGGUGCAGUAUCGUGUAAAAGAAAAUAACAGUGUUAGUUCCAUGUCCCCUUCCUUUCCUCCCGUCCUUUCCAGUUCCACCCACUUGUACAGAUUUAAACAGCUUUAUCAAGCAUUAAAGAUUUCAAAAGCAAUAAAUUCGCACCGGAUCAGACUGCAAACUUCAACUUUUCAAUCAAUGCUAAUAAAUAACUAUGUACUGGAGUCUGUAUCGAUGCAUAACUGGGACGCCUAGUAUUCUAAUCUAUACAUGUAUUUCCAAUAUGUCCAAUGUAUAGAAUAUCUGAUUUAAAUGUAACAUUUGCUGGCAAAUUAGUUAUGCGUUUAUCAGGCUUCCGGUGGCCAUUUGAUUGUAAUGUUGGAAAUGAUGUGCAAAUUGGUUCUUAAAGCACAGAAUGGCUUGUUUUUGAAGUGUCAGCAUAUGAAGUUUUUUUUACAAAAUCACACUUUAUUGCUACCACCAGUUAACCAGUUUCAAUGUGUGCAGUCAUUCUCUGUAUUAGUGACACAUUAAAAGAGUUCUGGAGGU